Messenger RNA from Aspergillus alliaceus, 1190 nucleotides. RefSeq names its product 60S ribosomal protein uL16. The transcript is spliced from 3 exons. NCBI's taxonomy places the organism in Eukaryota, Fungi, Ascomycota, Eurotiomycetes, Eurotiales, Aspergillaceae. Bases 248 to 913 code for a protein of 221 amino acids. Gene Ontology annotation, cellular component: ribosome; cytosolic large ribosomal subunit. Gene Ontology annotation, molecular function: structural constituent of ribosome. Gene Ontology annotation, biological process: translation; ribosomal large subunit assembly. The record is from RefSeq and is a predicted model, not a curated record.
AAAACUGACAAUACGAGUCGAAAUGUCGCCGACGUCUGACAAAUGCGGUCUGGUCCUCCGCCGCUUUGAUUGGUGGAGAUGGUAGGGUUUAGGGUUUCGCCACUCGUUAGUGGACGCUGCUUGGAAAUCAACGUCGGAAGUGCUCGCGCCCAAAAGCCUCCCCUUCCCUUUUUGACUCUCGACACCACCCUCUUCGACAACCUCACCGUUCGCAGGAAGUGCAACAAGGUCAUUUCCAACAUUCAAAAUGGCUCGCCGUCCCGCUCGUUGCUACCGCUACUGCAAGAACAAGCCUUACCCCAAGUCCCGGUUCAACCGUGGUGUUCCCGACCCCAAGAUUCGUAUCUUCGAUCUGGGACGUAAGAAGGCCAAUGUCGACGACUUCCCCCUCUGUGUGCACAUGGUCUCCAACGAAUAUGAGCAGCUUUCUUCCGAAGCCCUUGAAGCCGCCCGUAUCUGUGCCAACAAGUACCUCGUGAAGAUCGCCGGUAAGGAAGGUUUCCACCUUCGUGUCCGUGUUCACCCCUUCCACGUCAUCCGUAUCAACAAGAUGUUGUCGUGCGCUGGUGCCGAUCGUCUUCAGACCGGUAUGCGUGGUGCCUUCGGUAAGCCCCAGGGUACCGUUGCCCGUGUGAACAUCGGCCAGAUCAUCCUGUCUGUCCGCACCCGUGACUCCAACCGCGCCGCCGCCAUCGAGGCUCUGCGUCGCUCCAUGUACAAGUUCCCCGGUCGCCAGAAGAUCGUCGUCUCCAAGAACUGGGGUUUCACCCCCGUCCGCCGCGAGGAGUACGUCCAGCUCCGCCAGGAGGGCAAGCUCAAGCAGGAUGGUGCCUACGUGCAGUUCCUCCGUGGCCACGGUCUCGUUGAGAACAACAUGAAGCGCUUCCCCGACGCCUACGAGACCCAGGCUUAGAUGGAAUGAACUUUAGCGUUAGGACCAUUAAAAAAGACAUGAAUUUUAAUUAUUCCUCCGGUUACCAAUACACGUUUGUUAUUCUGUGAUGUCAUUAUACUGUCCUCACGCACGGCGGAGUUGAUUUAAUCAUGGAUUCCUCGGGCUUAUUUCUACGUACCUGAUCUCCGUAAAAGUCGAAUUUUGUAAAAUAUGAACUGUCGUAAAAGGCACGUCAGCAUAAUGCUCUACGACCUGCCCAGCAUCUAGCCCCUAGAACUUUAAUCACUACCCCAGC